Messenger RNA from Somion occarium, 2618 nucleotides. The record is from the annotation of a GenBank genome assembly. Lineage: Eukaryota; Fungi; Basidiomycota; Agaricomycetes; Polyporales; Cerrenaceae.
UCUCCGAAUCACUUCCAUAUUAACGUUGAGCUCGUCUCAAACUAUCUGAAAGUACCGUGCUCUGAGAAGAGCGUAGGGGUGGUUGGUGAUUCAAUCAACCCAAGGUGAGUCGCGUUAAGUAUUGGCAACUGUGAAGCAGUCAAGCGCUCGUCCAUUGAUCUUGACUUUACACCAUCACGCGUGCUCCGAGCCUAGCACUAUUGUCAGCAUGGGCCAACCAGUGCUCACAUGCACGACAAGCGUCCAGUAUGAAUGGCGGCUUGAUAUUUAUGUGGACGGCUUGGACAAGAAUUGGGGCUUGUCACGCCAAUAGGGAUCGUUCAUCGCGAAAUAACAGGUCGAUGUUGUACAUGAUCUAGUCGUGCAGCCUGGGAGAUGAUUAUAUCAACUGCACACGUUUCUUCUAUAGUUAACGAAGCUCGGAGCCUUGCGAAUACGCUAGUUUUAUGAAAGACUAACGUAAUUGCAAGGCCACAAUCUCGUAUAGUAUACAUCAGUACUUAAACUAUUGCCUUACCUUCGCAGAUAACCAAAGUCUUCUAGGUUCCUGCUCUUCCGAUGAUGAUCAUAGCUCGUGUAUUUCCUGUGUCCCUCGCAAGACAUCCUUCAAAGCAAGUUUUUAGAGGGUUUCUCUCUUUACGUCCCACCCCCAAGCGGAGCACCCUAUUUUCUCCUUCCCGCGGACGACGAUGGGGUCUAGUACUGGGAACCGUUCUAACGACCUCUGCAAUAGCCUUACAAACUGCUGUUUAUGCUGAUUCGGUCGAUAACGAGGAGGGGCCAGUCGAGAGGAAGCCUACGCCGCUUUCGAGUCUUGUGCGAUCAUACGUCGUGUAUACCGCAUGUUCUAUACCAGGAAUGGUCGACUGGUCGCCUACGAUUCUAUCUACUCUCAUGUCCGUUCCUGUGGUCAAACGAAUCACGGAGGCAGUUGUACGAAUAACGUUCUUUGAUCAGUUUGUAGGCGGUGAAUCCGCAGAGGGUACUCUUCCUGUUCUCGAGGACCUUCGCAAGGAAAACAAAGGAUGUAUUCUCGCCUACAGCGUCGAAGUGGAUGAGUCUGAAGCUGCGGGAGCCGCGAAGAAGCAGGAGGUUCCGGCGUACAAGCGGAUUGUUCAGGAAAUGAUUCAUAGUAUUGACGUGGCAGCUGAUUUUGAGGAGAAACAUGCCAGUGCUAGCGGCGUACGAGGCACUUGGAUUGCUGUGAAACUGACGGCUAUGCUUCCCAAUGCUCAGUCCUUAAUCAACCUCUCGAAACACCUCGUCGAUACCCGGCCGACUGUUCCAUCAGUGGUUCCUUUUCCUGGCGCACCCCAUCUGACAGAUCUCGACGUCCUUGAGAGUCCAACUAUACAGGGUACAUUACUGACUGAACGAGAUAUAAUCGACUUGAGAAACCUCUACGCGGAUUUGAUCAAGGUUUGCACUCGAGCGCAAGAGAGGGGGAUUCGGCUUCUAAUUGAUGCAGAAUACAGUUGGUACCAGCCAGCUAUUGAUGCAUUCACAUUGGCUUUAAUGCGUCAAUUCAACAAACUCCCUAAUGAUGAUACUAGCCCUUCUUCUAACUUUCAGCCUCUCAUCUAUGCGACGUUCCAGGCGUAUUUGCGCAGAACGCCGGCGUACGUUGCGCAGAGUCUUGCAGACGCGAGAGCCGGAGGCUACGCCCUUGGAAUCAAAUUGGUCAGAGGUGCUUAUUACCCUCACGAAACACAAGCCCACGCCUCUCAUACCUCAGAAGACGCUGCCAAGAAGCACAGUUCCUUGUCAAUAUGUCCGGAUUUAGAUCCACCUGUCUGGGCUACUAAGUCAGAGACCGACCAUUCAUACAAUAGUUCCGUGAAGGUGAUUCUUGACGCAGUUGUCAAGGAUAUGGAGCAGAACAGGCCGAGCACCCGAAAGGUUUCUUGGUUAUCAUUUCUCAAGAAAGAACAACGGGUUGGCCCUGGUUCUGCACCACUAACUAUUGGAGUUUUGUUCGGUUCACAUAACUGGGAGAGUCAGAAGCUGAUCUUGGAGGAACUUGUAAACCGAGGGCUAGCGACAGUUGAAGGCCCUACCGAGAAUGGUGAAACCAUUGUCCGCGUAGGUGACGAAGUGGCCCCUAGAGUCACUGUUGCCCAACUAUAUGGUAUGAAGGACGCGUUGACAAACUACAUCGUUGAUCGAACAAGGUCUUCAUCACCUUUUGUUGUUAAAUACAUUCCAUACGGCACAUUGGUCGAGGUUAUGCCUUAUCUUAGUCGACGGGCGAUCGAGAAUAAGUCCGUGCUUGGCAACGGCACUGCUGAAGAAGAGAGAAGACGGGCUUUAGAGGAGAUGAAGAAACGUCUACUGGGAUAGAUUUGAUGGAUUCUCGUCUGAUUAUUUACUCCGUGUGUUUUCACCAUGGCCUAUGUAGCAUCUCACUUCUGCCCUAUGCAACUGACCUAGACAACUGAGUACUUAUAGCACAUCCGUACCUUCAGACCUUAUCACGUUUGAUGAGAAAAGGAAACAAAGUGGAAAUAAGGAGACAGUUAUGAUAAGCCUCGGACGAGAAAGCCGAAGGGUAGAAUGAAGUGGAUCCGAAUUUGGUAGUCACACAUCCCAAAAUGGGAAGCAAUUGCACAUUUAAGGCU